Messenger RNA from Eublepharis macularius, 2758 nucleotides. It is a transcript of the gene SLC52A2, whose product is annotated as solute carrier family 52 member 2. The transcript is spliced from 7 exons. Gene Ontology annotation, molecular function: riboflavin transmembrane transporter activity. Lineage: Eukaryota; Metazoa; Chordata; Lepidosauria; Squamata; Eublepharidae. Gene Ontology annotation, biological process: riboflavin transport. The record is from RefSeq and is a predicted model, not a curated record. The coding region runs from base 431 to 1777 and encodes 448 amino acids. Gene Ontology annotation, cellular component: plasma membrane.
GGCGCGUCGUGAGGGGCGGCGGGGAAGGGGAGCCGAGGGCCCCCCCCCGCCGCCAGGCCGCAGGGGACGCCGGGAGAGGUGGGGGGGGGACGCGGGGCCCUCCGGCCUACCUGGCCUUGACGCGCCUCGCCUCGCCGGGCGGAGCUUCCGGGCCGGGAUGGAGGAAGAGGCGGCGCCGCGGGAGCGCGGCCCCUUUGGCAACAGAGAAGAUAGCAGAUAACAGCGUGCCAUUGGCUGAGGCCUCGUAUCCAGCACCUUCCCUGUUGCCCACCUCUGGAACGAUGCUUCUGACUUCCUGGUUCUCUGCAGCCUGGGCUGGCCGCAGUACGGCCUCAGUGGUCUGAGAAAUGCUCCCUCCGACCUGAUGUCUUCCUCCGUUAAGGGCUAGAUCAAGGGACCUGGCAGCCUUUGACACGCAAAGCUCUGAUCCAUGGUCAAGAGGAUGUCUUCCUCCCUGACCAGCCGGUCUGUGGCCACCCACGUGCUUGUGGCCCUCUUUGGGAUGGGCUCCUGGGUCUCCAUUAACUCUCUGUGGGUGGAGCUUCCAGUGGUGGUGAAGAGGCUUCCAGAAGGCUGGAACCUCCCUGCCUACCUGUCGGUCCUCAUUGCCCUGGGGAACGUGGGCCCUGUGGGCGUGACCUUGACUCACCACUUGGCCCCCGGGCGGCUGCAGGAGCGCUGGCUGAUCCAGGCCAUCCAGGUCUUGGCGGUGGGGGCGGCGCUCUUCCUGGCACUCUUCUGGCACCGGACCACAGCCGUCGCCGGCGAGCAGCACAGCCUGGCGUUCCUGGUGCUGACUUUCCUGCUGGCCUUGACGUGCUGCACCUCCAACGUCUCCUUCUUGCCUUUCAUGUACCGGUUCCCGCCGCUGUUUGUGCGCACCUUCUUCAUCGGGCAGGGGCUGAGCGCCCUCCUGCCCUGCGUGCUUGCCCUGGGACAAGGCGUGGGGCAGCUGGAGUGCCAGAACGGCACACACGGCAAUGCCUCGCAGCCGCAUUACCUGGACGAGAACUUCUCAGCCACCACCUUCUUCUGGCUGCUCCUUGGCCUGCUGACCAUCUCGGCACUGGCCUUUGCGGCUCUGCUGGCCUGGCACCAAGAGGGAGACGUCCCUGCGGAGAAGAGCUCCUCCCAGGAAAGCGUGGCGUCGGAGGAAUCCUUCCCGUUGCAGACAGACGGCUCCCCCGCCUCUGAGAGCGCCACAGAGAGUCCCAGGCCAGAAGCCUCUGCUAAGCCGCCAGCCGCCGCCUUCUGGACGUGGAGAAACAUCUACUUGCUGGUGCUGCUGGGGGUCUGCAGCGCCCUGACCAACGGGGUCCUGCCUUCAGUGCAGAGCUACUCGUGCCUGCCUUAUGGGGACAUGGCCUACCACCUGUCCGUGGUGCUCAGCAACAUCGCCAACCCCGUGGCCUGCUUUGUGGCCAUGUUCCUGCUGUGCAGGUCAUCCCUGGGUCUGGGCCUCCUCUCUGCUCUGGGGUGUGUGUUCGGAACCUACCUGAUGGUCUUGGCGGCCUUCAGCCCCUGCCCACCGUUGGUGGGCAGCCCCAGAGGAGUGGCACUGGUGGUGAUCUCUUGGGUCCUCUUCAUGGGCCUCUUCUCCUACCUGAAAGUGGUGAUCGGCAGCCUGCUGCACGAGGCAGGCCAUGCGGCCCUGGUCUGGUGUGGCACCAUCAUCCAGGUGGGCUCGCUGGUGGGAGCCCUCAUCAUGUUCCCCCUCACCAGCAUCUACCACCUCUUCCGCAGUGGGAUGGACUGCGUGGACAGCUGCAGGAUGUGAGCAAGGAAGAGACCGGUUGCGAUGGGACCAAGCCCGCCUUCUGGGACUAGGAUUUGACUUCCCUCCAGAUCCUGGUGGGGGAAAAGCCAGGCUGCAGAAUUGCCUUUCUCCCGUGGUGGCCACGUGAUCCGCUUAGCACUUAGGGUCCAUAGCUGCACUUCUUGCUGUCUGUGGGGUUUCUCUGGCCACCUCCUGGCUGUGCUGAGGCCUCCAGGCAUCCCCUCCUGCUCUUGCCUGUAUGGCGAGCAUCACAAAUGCUCUUUAUUUUCCAUGUGUGGGAAAAGCUUUGCCUUUGUUCCAAAGGAGUAUGUCCUUUCUGCCCCCCCCCCCGACAAGCACUUUCUCCUUGCCUCCAGAGUAAUCCUCUCUCCUCUCUCUGCUCAGCCUGUCUGCAAUGGAGGGUUUUCCUCCACCUCCCGCCCCCCAACUUCCCAAUCGCUUGGAAAAUUCACAUUCCAGCCAUGGCCACCCUGUACCAGUGAGUGGCUAAAUGCUCUUCCAGGCAAGCCUGUGCUCUCUCAGCUGGGCAGCCCCGCCUGCCCGCCCCCUUCCUUGGGAGAGUGAGCACGCACACUGCCCCAGCAGCAGCCUUCCUCCCGUUUCAGAAUCCUACUACUGCCACAAGCCUCCAAGUGAGUAGGGAGGGGUCACUCCGAGGAGCAGGGCAAGCCGCAGCCUCCUUCGGUGAGAGGCUGUUUUGCCCCGUCCCUAUGUGGGAGGGAUGCUCUGUCCAGAAAGAACGCCACUGCGUAAAGCCUUGGGACCAGGGCUGCUGCGCCUGUGCUGUCCUCAGUGCUUUCCUGUCCCUCGCCCUUCCUUUUGCCGGCUGAGUAUGCAGGUCGCUUGGAUUUCUGUGCUGGCAGCGAUGCUUUGGGGUUUCCAAGGGGAUGCAGGCAAGCGCUGGGGCUGGGGCUGUAUCCAGCAGCUGGGCUCAGGGUGUGCUGGAGGGGCCUUUUGUCGAGAAUACAUUUUUCUACUUCA